UCUGGGGGCUCUGGCCCUUCCGCUCCCCGUGCUUUCGCUCAGUUUCUCCCGAUCCCCACGCCUUCGUCGGAGUAACGAGCUACCCAGAGGCCUGAAUCGGGUGCCAGGGCCGGGGUGAGCGCUAGCUGGGGAGAGGAUGGCCUCGGAGAGUGUGGCAUCCACGUCAGGGCGCGGGCGGCCCCCAGCCUUUCAUCUCUCGGCUUUCUCGCUUUCUCCGGGGGAGGCUCGCACGUGUUGAGCGUACCCUGUGCACCGAGAGUAACAACACACGUUCUCAUUCAUUCCUGACAGCGGCACUUCCAGGUAGUAGAUGGGUAUUAAUAGACUGUAUUCUGGAGGAGGAAUCUGAGGCUCGGAUUAUGGAAUUUGUCCAGACUCCACAAUGCUGGGAUUAUGAGCUCAAGCCCGUCUGACUCCAAAGGGCUUUUCAUUGAAGUGUACGGUAGGGUAAUUUCCGCUUAGCUUUUGUGCGCACACGCGCCGGGCCAUGGAACGGUCACCGUCAGUAACGGCCUAGCGCGGUGUCUUUCAUAGCAGGCCCCCGAUAGCAGCUGGAGCUUCUCCAAUUAACUAGUCUGAAACAUCCACUGCCAGGAUACUGGUAAAGAGAACGAGGAAGUAGCCUCAGGGUUUCACGGGUGGUUGAAUGGUUUUUAGAAACACUAGGAGCUCAGGGGAAUGGGCUGGUGGGGGGCAAGGGCAGGGAGGAAGCUCUUGAUUUAGGUAUUUGUGGAGGCUUCAAAAAGGGCUUCAGUGUCACUCAAGGCAGUUAAUGGGUCACAGGAGUUGAGACUGAUUAGCCUUAAAAAGACCAGGGUGAGGGGUAGUGGGUGAGUGAGAGCAGUUGAAUAAUGUGCUUUUCAGGCCAGGAUGCGUGGAGUCCUACCAUCAGUGUUCUCACUGCCUUCCAUGCCCAACAUUUUUGUCCAGGUGAAACCUGCUUAUAAUAAUUAGCAUACUUCAAAAAGUUCACGGACAGAUUUGUAUUAUCUUUCAAUUUUAUUUUUUCCAUGAAUUUUCUGAAGUACCCUCAGAUCAUUGUAGUCAGCAUUUGUUGAGCUCUGUGUCCUGGGCACUGCUUUCAAGUGCUUUACUUAAUCCUCACAAACAACCCCAUGAAGUAGGUUUUAUUAUUAUUCUCAUUUUACAGGUGGGGAAAAUGAGGCACAAAGCUAAGUCACUUGCUGAACUGGUUUUGAACCCUAGCAGUCUGGCUAAAGGCCACACUCACUCAUUCACUAAACUAAACAGCACUUAAAAUGAUGAGAACGUCAGGCUUGAAGGUAAAAAGCUGGCACAGAUGGCAAAGAAGUGUGUCCUUUUCCUUGGCGAGGGCAGGUUAGAAACUCAUGGCUGGCUGUGUGUAUAUUAACUCUCAGACUUCUCUCUAGCCAGUGGUUCCAGAUUUCUGGGUUUGACAGAAAAAACAAAACAAACAAAAGCCAAGUUCCCACAAAGAGUUGCAGCUUUUAAUUUAUGCUCCCUGAGAAAAUUCAAAACACACCUACCAUCUGUUAUCACCAUCAUUUCAAAAGAAAAUACAUUUUCAUUCUCAAAAUAGGAACAACACCUGAAUCAAAAACAGUCAUUCUCAAGGAAGGACAAUCGGUGACUUUACACCAAUGAACAGGCAUUACUUUGUCUUUAUUUUUUCAUUGUGCUAUGGACUAGUGAAAGUGUCACCCUGGGGAUGACAGUGCCUCUAAUCCUGUUGCAUCAUUUGAGGGCAGAACUAGGGCUUUAGGUGUAGCAGGAGGGAGUUAGGUUACAGCCAAGAAAGAACUCUCUUUGGAGGUCUUUAAAGAACAGGUGAGUAUCAUGUUUGUUAAGGAUGUGAGGGUUUCAGAAUCAUUUCCAUGGCAUGGAGGGGGCAGUAACUAUGGGCCUCACUUUGGAGAAGGGCAGAGUGCGGACCUUUUCUGAGGGAUCUGUUCUUAGGUUCACCAACGUAGUGUUGGAACCUAAAACAACAAUCCCCACAGGGCAGCCAUUUCCUGCGCAGAGUUCAUGGGACAUGAUGGGUGAUUCCAUAGCAGUGAGGAGGCUUCUGGGGACCUCUACUUAUCCCUCAUCUCAGAGAGUCCAUGUGGUCACCCACCUUGGGGCUGGGUAGAGUGCCAGGAAUGACCUUUGAGGAGGGCUGAGGAUGGAAGAGAGGACAGGAAGAGAAUGGCCGCCCAGGAGUUCCAUGCCUGCAGCCGAGGGUGUGAUGGGCCAAGGCUCUGAGGUGGCAGGCCUGGCUGGCCUUGGAGAUGGUGCUGCCCUGUUGCCCCACCUCCCUCCACCCCAGGUGCAGCCAAGGACCCAGAGCCUUCUGUCCCAGUUCUCCUCUAACAGGUGCUCAAAGCCAGGCAGAUGAAGCCUUGUUUUGGUGCAACUGUGCUCAGCCCUGGCUCUGGGCCUGAUUCUAGCUUGGGGCUUGCCAUCUCCCUGUUCACCAGAGAGUGAGGCCGGAGGGAGUGGGGAGACUAGUGGGGAGGAGAUAAGGGUCUGGUCUCACCUGCCCCAUCCUAGUGGUAGAGAUCAAGGCCUCCGAAAGUGGGUUCCCAUAUUCUGGGGUGGUAGCAUUUUCUGACUCCAGAGGAUGUCUCAAUCCUCAUCUGCCCUGUGGGGAGGCUGGGGGGUGGUACUCCCAGAUUUAGGCCUCCCAUAGCUGAAAGACACAGACCUAACCACAUUUUAAUCUUGGAGUUUUAGAAUGGUGAAUCUUGAUGCCCUCGGGUUACCAAUGCAGAAAAUGAGACCCAGGCAAGGCCAGUCCCUCCUGGGUCACUCUGGUUAGAUGGGCCCCAGUUUCCAGACUCUCUGUCAUUGUUCCGUCCCCAAAUUCUCAAAUGACAGAAGAUGACUUAAGUAUUAAGUGCUGGACUCCGUGCUGGAUGCUGGAGACACAAAGACAACUGUCUUCAAGAGCUUUUCAUGAGACAGGUAAACUCCAGAACAACAUGCAGAUGCUGGAAAAUUAUGGAUUUGCCUCAAGACUUCUGUACAACAUUAUAAGGUGCUCCCCUCCUUUUCAUCUUCCAGUGGGGCAGAGGUCCCUGCCUGAAGAAACAGCCUGAAGUCCAGGGCUAGGUCUGUGGUGGAAAGAUCAAAGGUGGGAGGGCCAGAGAAGUGAAGGAACAGAGCCGCCAGUGGGCACACCCCAAACACCCCUCCUGAGAAUGAACCUUUGCUGCCCUCUACUGGAGGAAAGGCAGCAUUGAGAUGCCUGCUGGGGCCCCACCAACCUGGCUCCCCUAAAUAAAAAGGGAUGUGAAUGACUCUCCUGCCCUGCAUUUUUGGUCCCUUAAAGUCUCAGGCAUCAUCUCCUGCAGCCUCUAAAGCUGCACCUCCUUUUAAGCACCUCUGGCUGCCCCAUUUCCCAACCACCACCCUCCAGGCCAUCUCUACAGUUUCCUUUGUUGCCUGGAUUCCGAAUCUGGUACCUUGGUUCUUGGCCCUGCCAGAGUUCUGGUUCCGGAAGGUUCCUCCCAGGUGCCUUGGGCCGAGCUCACCCGGGCACGAGGCACUGCUGAAGACAUGGGCAAGUGCAUUCCCCGAUGCCUGGGGCAACUGGACAUCCGCAAAAGUGUAGUGAGCCUGGCCAUGGGUGCUGGGGCCGUCUACCUGCUCUACAAGGCCAUCAAGGCUGGCAUAAAAUGCCAACCGCCCCUGUGUACCAACUCUCCCAUCUGCAUCGCCCGUGAGUGUGCGGGCCCUGGGGAGAGGGCUCUGCCCCAGGAGGUACCUGCUCCCGAGGCCUCCACUGUGGGAGGGCCCAAAGGCCUGGCAAUCGAGCGAGAGCGGCACGGGCGGGACUCAGGUGAGAUCCGGAGGCUCCUCAACUCUUUGGAGAGCAAACAGGAUGAGUACGCCAAGAGCAUGAUCCUGCACAGUAUCACUCGCUGUGUGUACUUGCUGGAGGCCGAGGCCUCUGCUUGUACUACUGAUGACAUCAGGCUGGUGGGCUACAUGCUGGAUGACGAGGACAACAGUGUCAAAAUCCAAGCUCUGAACACACUUAAAGCUUUCUCUGGCAUCAGAAAAUUCAGGCUCAAAAUCCAGGAACACUCCAUCAAGGUACUGGAACUGAUCUCCACCAUAUGGGACAUGGAUCUGCAUAUUGCGGGCCUCAGACUCCUCAACAGCCUUCCACUACCUGACUAUGUGCAUCCGCAGUUGCGACGGGUGAUGCCUGCCUUGAUGGAGAUCCUGCAGUCAGAAUAUAUCCUGGCACAGGUGCAAGCCCUAAGACUGCUGAGCUACCUGGCACAAAAGAAUGACCUUCUCUAUGACAUUCUCAACUGCCAGGUGCACUCCAACUUCCUGACCCUAUUCCAGUCCACACAGCCGGGGAGUCUGUUGUUCGAGGUACUGGUGUUUGCUGAGCGGCUGAGUGAGGGCCGGAAUGCACCCCACUACCGUGCUGUGAAAUGGCAUUACAAUGAACGGUCCCUGCAUGAAGCCCUCUUUGGGGAUGAGUCACGACUGGCAGACCGUCUGCUUGCCCUGGUCAUCCACCCUGAGGAGGAUGUUCAGAUCCAGGCCUGCAAAGUCAUAGUCAGCCUGCAGUGUCCCCAGGACGUGGGAGCCCGGCCCUCCUCAUGCCAGCCCAGUCAUUCCUACUUUAGAAACGGGGAGUAAAAUUAAGGAGAUGCAAUAAAUGAGUAUGAGAGAGAAGCUUGAGGCUUCUUGAA
Molecule: messenger RNA, 4679 nt
Organism: Cynocephalus volans (Philippine flying lemur)
Lineage: Eukaryota; Metazoa; Chordata; Mammalia; Dermoptera; Cynocephalidae
Gene: ARMC12
Product: armadillo repeat containing 12
Exons: 6
Coding region: 3523-4626 (367 amino acids)
Cellular component (GO): nucleus
Source: RefSeq, a predicted model, not a curated record